This is a messenger RNA of Penicillium alfredii, 1260 nucleotides long. RefSeq lists its product as uncharacterized. The coding region runs from base 1 to 1260 and encodes 419 amino acids. The transcript has 4 exons. Lineage: Eukaryota; Fungi; Ascomycota; Eurotiomycetes; Eurotiales; Aspergillaceae. The record is from RefSeq and is a predicted model, not a curated record. Gene Ontology annotation, molecular function: N-acylphosphatidylethanolamine-specific phospholipase D activity; zinc ion binding. Gene Ontology annotation, cellular component: membrane-bounded organelle; cytoplasm. Gene Ontology annotation, biological process: N-acylethanolamine metabolic process; N-acylphosphatidylethanolamine metabolic process.
AUGCGCCGCUUCGUCCAGCGCUCCCCCCGUCUUUGGCGGACAAACAACUGGUGCGCCUCAUCUUCGGUCCGCAACAUGAGCACGACAACUUCCACUGUACUCUAUGCCCUGACGGUGGCUCCUACUUCAGCCCGGCCGGGUCCCGAGGAUGCCUUGCAAAAAAGCCAUCACGCCAAGUCAGGCUUCAGAAACCCCUGGGACUCGUUCCGCGAUGUUGGGCCUAAAAACGCGGCGCAGAUGUUUCGACGCCGAUUCAAUGGCAAAGGAAAUAUCCCCGAUACCACGGGUCCAACGGUUCCCGUCCAGAAACCCGAGUUCCUCCCGAGUCGAGAUACCCCCAACCUGCGCGCAACAUGGCUUGGCCAUGCCUGCUACUACGUAGAAUUUCCCAGCGGUCUCCGGGUGCUCUUCGACCCGGUGUUUGAGGAGCGCUGCGGGCCGUUCAACACGCUCGGCCCUAAACGCUUCACCAAGGCACCGUGCCAGGUCAAAGAUAUCCCGGUGAUCGAUGCGGUCGUCAUAUCCCACAAUCAUUACGAUCACUUGUCUUACAAGACGGUGACGGAGGUUGCCAAACGACACCCCAAUUGCCACUUUUUCGUCCCGCUGGGCAACAAACCCUGGUUUGCGAGUGCGGGGAUCCAUAGUGUCACGGAGCUGGAUUGGUGGGACGAAAACGAUAUCACCAUGUCGCCAUCGGAGGGCAAAGGUGUGGAAGUGGAAGCAGUAGGUGAGGCCGCUUCAAUAGCGGCCGAUAUCAAGGCGCGCAUUAGCUGCUUGCCGUGCCAGCAUGUCAGCGCUCGGGGUCCUUUCGACAAAUACCAGACUUUGUGGUCGUCCUGGGCCAUUGAAUCUGGUGGCAAGAAGUUGUAUUUUGCCGGUGACACUGGCUAUAAGAGAGUCAACGAGCUCCCUGAUGGGGAAGACUACGAUGACCCCAAGCACAACUUCCCUGUAUGUCCCGCUUUCAAACAGGUGGGCGAGUUCCGAGGGCCAUUUGAUUUGGGUCUGAUCCCCAUUGGGGCCUAUGCGCCCCGCUUCAUCUGGAGUGCUGCUCAUGCUCAUCCGCAUGACUCGGUGAACAUCUUCCAGGAUACCAAGUGCAAGCAGGCGUUGGGCAUGCACUGGGGAACCUGGGUGCUCACUGAGGAGGAUGUUCUUGAGCCCCCAGAGCAGCUGAAAAUUGCAUUGAAGAAGCAUGACAUACCUGAGAAGGGUGUUUUUGAUAUACUUAAUAUCGGGGAGAGCCGGGAGUUCUGA